GGAGAUAGUAACAGAACCUACACAGUUUGACAAUGGAAGAUAUAGAAGAAGCGCUGUUCCUUCAUCAGAGCGAUGGCCCAAUGCUGAAAUACCAUUUGAAUUUGCUCCCAGCGUGAAGCAUAAUCUCAGGACAAGAGUCAGAAAAGCCAUGAGAAUUUGGCAAAAGUAUACCUGCGUGCAGUUUCGGCACAAAAGACAUAAUGACAAAAAAUGGGUUCGUAUUCAAUAUGGCGGCUGUUAUUCCAUGGUUGGAAUGGCCGCUCCUGCUCAACCUCUUGUCUUAGGACCCAAUUGCGAUAAGAUUAGAUCGAUUUUACAUGAACUAGGACAUUGCAUGGGAUUAAAUCAUGAACAUAGCCGCCCGGAUCGUGAUCAUUAUAUAACCGUAUAUCGACACAGAAUAAAUAGUUACCAUAAUUUCGAGAAAAUCAGCCGCGACAAAGCAUUCACUUUUGGUAUACCUUAUGACUAUUACAGCAUCAUGCAUUAUCACAGCCGCAAGUCGUCAGAGGUGGUUGGUGUCCAAGAGGUGGUUGGUAUUCAAGAGCUCGUUGGUGUCCUAUCUGCUCAUUACGAUUUUCAUGUGAUAUCAUAUGGUUCACUUAAACUGGGCCAAAUUAAAAAGAUGACUAGAUGUCAGAAAUCUGAUUCCGAUUCCCCUGUUGCAAUCCUUGAAAGCAUACCAAAAAUUUCAACUGGAACGCAAUCCAAUCUAGGAGCUUUUCCUGAUCUCAGUUUACGUAAUGCCAGAUUUACUUCAUCAAUGGAAGGUUUAUCAUUCAAUGUGUUGCACUAUAUCUCUUUGUGGAGUGUUGUUUAUGUCCAUAUUCACUACAGACAGAUCUUGGAAAAGAUCUGCAAAAAUUUCGCGAAUAGUUACGAAGACAAUAUUGUCACUAAAGAUAAAAGAAUGAUGUCCGUUAUCGGGAGAUAUGAAAACCUAAGCUUCUACAAUUACAAAUUGGUUUACAUGAUGUAUAAUUGUGGUGCGAAAUGUCCCAAAAAACGAUGUCCAGGCGAAGGCUUCCCUGCAAAAAAUUGUAUUUGCUACUGUAAGACAAACACUCCUAAAGACCCUAUAAGGAAAUGUUCUGAGACUGAAUGUCGAGACUUAAUUUUCACGUGUCGGCUGCAUGCUAAAAAUAAUGGAUGUACACGCAUGUAUCAUCAUAUGUCGAAGAGCUGCAGGAAAACAUGCGGAAUAUGCCCGGGAAGCAACAUACAUCAUAGGAAAGAAAAUAUAUUUUUAACUCGCAUUUCUUUUCCCGUGUUCCGCGACAAAAGUCAGCGCUAUCAUAUCUAUAAAAACAAAUCUGUGAAAUGUCGAAUACUUCCUUCUUUGUGUCAAUUUGCCAAAGGAGAGAAUCAUCUGAUGCGUAAUUUGGGAGAACAAGUAGCUGACAAAUGUGGUUGUAAGGAAACUGAAAUGAUUGUCAAUGAAGGGGAAGGAAUAAAUGAAUAA
Molecule: messenger RNA, 1462 nt
Organism: Octopus sinensis (East Asian common octopus)
Lineage: Eukaryota; Metazoa; Mollusca; Cephalopoda; Octopoda; Octopodidae
Exons: 13
Coding region: 149-1462 (437 amino acids)
Biological process (GO): proteolysis
Molecular function (GO): metalloendopeptidase activity; zinc ion binding
Source: RefSeq, a predicted model, not a curated record